Carassius gibelio (silver crucian carp) is the source of this 3525-nucleotide messenger RNA. RefSeq names its product 1-phosphatidylinositol 4,5-bisphosphate phosphodiesterase beta-4. Gene Ontology annotation, molecular function: calcium ion binding; phosphatidylinositol-4,5-bisphosphate phospholipase C activity. The record is from RefSeq and is a predicted model, not a curated record. NCBI's taxonomy places the organism in Eukaryota, Metazoa, Chordata, Actinopteri, Cypriniformes, Cyprinidae. Gene Ontology annotation, biological process: phosphatidylinositol-mediated signaling; lipid metabolic process.
AGAGGAACAUCCAUCACAACAUGUCGUCCUUCAACGAGUCUGUGGGUUUGGGCUAUCUGAAGACCAACGCCAUUGAGUUUGUGAACUACAACAAGCGACAGAUGAGCCGCAUCUACCCCAAAGGAGGCCGUGUGGACUCCAGCAAUUACAUGCCUCAGAUCUUCUGGAACGCCGGCUGCCAGAUGGUGUCUCUGAACUUCCAGACUCCAGAUCUGGGAAUGCAGCUGAAUCAGGGGAAGUUCGAGUACAACGGUGCAUGCGGGUACCUCCUCAAACCAGACUUCAUGCGCCGCGCUGACAGGAUGUUCGACCCCUUCUCUGAGACGCCAGUAGAUGGAGUGAUAGCAGCAACCUGCAGCGUACAGGUGUUCUCGGGUCAGUUCUUAUCGGAUAAGAAGAUCGGCACGUAUGUGGAGGUGGACAUGUACGGUCUUCCCACGGACACCAUCCGGAAAGAGUUCCGCACACGGAUGGUGAUGAACAACGGCCUGAACCCGUACUACAACGAGGAGCCCUUCGUCUUCAGGAAGGUGAUCCUGCCGGAUCUGGCCGUGCUGCGCAUCGCUGUGUACGACGACAACAACAAGCUGAUCGGUCAGAGGAUCCUGCCGCUGGACGGACUGCAGGCCGGUUACAGACACAUCUCGCUGCGCAACGAGGGGAACAAGCCUCUGUCACUGCCCACCGUCUUCUGCAACAUCGUCCUGAAGACAUACGUGCCAGACGGCUUCGGCGCCAUCGUUGACGCUCUUUCUGAUCCAAAGAAGUUCCUCACCAUCGCAGAGAAACGCGCCGACCAGAUGCGAGCUCUCGGGAUCGAUACGAGUGACAUUGCAGACGUUCCCAAUGAAAACUGCAAGAGCGAUAAAAAGGGAAAAGUGAAUCAUGUGAAGACUAACGUGACGCCGCAGAGCAGCUCCGAGGUGAACGCCACACAGAACAACGUCAGCGAGAGCAAACGCGAUAAUUCUGCCAUUUUGAAUCACGUGAACAUUGAAGAUUUGAAGCAGAUGAAGACCUUCAUUAAACAGAUGAAGAAGCAGCAAAAGGAACUGAACACACUAAAGAAACGACACGCUAAGGAACACAACGCCAUGCAGAAAUCACACUGCACGCAGGUGGACAAGCUGGUGGCUCAGCACGACAAGGAGAAGUUCACGAUGGAGAAGCUUCUGGAGAAGGCCAUCAAGAAGAGAGGUGAAAAUAACUGCUCCGAGUUAAAGAAGGAGACGGCCAUAAAGGUCGAGAUGCUCACCACAGACCAUAAAGAAAAGGUGAAGGACAUGGUGGCGCAGCACACUAAAGAGUGGUCAGAGAUGAUCAACUGUCACAGCACAGAGGAACAGGAUAUGAAGGACGCCCAUGUGACGCAGCAGUGUGAGCUCCUCAAGAAGCUGCUGGCCAGCGUUCAGGAGCAGCAGACACUGCAGCUCAAGCUCAUCCACGAGCGGCAAAGCAAAGAGAUGAAGGCCAAUCAGGCAAAGACAUCGAUGGAGAACAGCAAAGCCAUCAACCAGGACAAGAGCAUCAAAAACAAGGCAGAACGCGAGAGGAGAGUUCGGGAGCUGAACAGCAGCAACACCAAAAAGUUCCUUGAGGAGAGAAAAAGGCUGGCCAUGAAGCAGGCGAAGGAGCUGGAGCAGCUGCAGAAAUCCCAGCGAGAGCAGCUGGACAAACUGGAGAAGUUCAACGAGCAGCUUUUGAAAUCCCAUCAUGCCUACAGUCAGACUCAAGGCCAAAGACAUGCAGAAGAUGGUGAAGCUGGAGGAGGACAUGGACCGCAGACCAGCCACGGUGGUGUAAGCGCUCCAUCCGUCAGCUGAGUCUUCAUCUGUGCUCCUGAACCCCUGCAGCUGUAAACCCCGCCCAUUCUCCCUACCUCAGCUCUAGCCCCGCCCACCGUGGUUAACUCCUCCUCUGCAGCGGCAUCCAGCCAAUCCAGCUCUUACUGUAGCUCCGCCCACACUGCUCAGACCAGCUCCUGAGGAGGCGGUGUGAACACGAUUUUAUACACCACCACCAUCAUCUUCAUCAUCUUCUUCAUCAUCAGCAGUGCUGCAGCCACUAUGGCCGACAACUCAGAAGUGUUCUUUAUGAACUUCUCAAGUCGUAUCUUAACUGAGCUAGUUAACCGUAGCAGAGUCAGGCGAACGGACGAAGAAUCUGAUUAGUUUGUCACACCGUGUUUCUCCCGUCCUGAGCACUUUCUGUGUGUUAGGAUGUCAAGGAUCUUUGCCGAUGUAGCAGAGCUGUAGCUUUCCUCUGAACACCAUGAAUGUAGACGCGUCUGGCAGCCAGAUCACACCAGUGUCUGUUCCUCUACUGUGUUUUUAAGAUCGUUUUACCCAAGUCUUGUUUUAUUUGAGAGGUUUUGUGAUGAUGAAUGAGUUUGUGAAUCGCUGGUUCUGUUCUCCUGAGAAUCCUCUUCGCACGGAUCUGGAAGAACGUGACGCAUCGACGCAAUCCAGUUGCUUUCUCUGACACGAAACUGAACUUUGGUUGCACUUGUGUGCGCGGUCUUUUAUUUUUUAAGUGUAUUCUAUUGGUACUUGUUUUAAAGAGAGGUGCGCUGCAGAAGAAAUGAUGUUCUUAGGCACUUUUGUCUUGUUUCAACCAGUAAGAAUAUCUAAAAAGCAAAACAUAAAUUAAAAUGACAAUCAAAAAGAUAUUAAGUCUUGUUUUCUGAAAACUGUAUCAAAAUGAAGUGUGUGAACACAAGAAAGAAAUAUCCCAACAGGCAGCCUAUGGGUAGAUAUUUGUUCUUGUUUUAAACUUAAAUUUGCUUCAUUUUGACAGAUUUUUCAGAAAACAAGACUUCUUAUCUCGUGUCAUUCUGCAUCUCCAGUAAAUGAAUCCUGAUUUGAGGAUGUUUAGAUAUUUGUUCUGAAAAACAAGAUAAAAACACUCAUUGUUCGAGGGCUUUUGAGAUCAUGUUAUUGGUUGUUGUUUUUCUUCUUGUUUUUCAUCAUGUUUUAAGUGUUUGGCGGUGAACACAUAUCUGGUGUGAAAGCAAAGUGCUUUAAAUCUCCAUCGCUUACAAAUGUGCCACUAUAUGUCAGGUAGAACGUUUAAAUUAUUUUACAUGAUAAAUGCCAAAAUAAGGGGUUAUUUAUAUAAAGAUGCAGAUAUAAAUAUAUAAUAGUGAGUAGUUUAAGUUUCUUAGACGCUGUUUGCACUAGCUGAAUGUGUUCUGUCGUGCGACCUCCUCGUAGACCUUUGCUCUGAUAUUAUAGUUUGAGGAACAGCUGAUUAUUUUUGCAGAACUGUUGCGCUCUGAAUUUCAUCUGUUUUUUAUUCCUUUGUCUUCUGAGUUUUCUGUUGCUUCUCAAUGGAUCAUGCUGUAAGUGCUUUUGUAUUUAUAAAUAUAUAUAUAUAUAUAUAUAUAUAUAUAUAUAUAUAUAUAUAUAUAUCGUAUUUGUCAAACUUCUAGCAAUGAAAAAACUCAAAAUACUGUUGUUAUCCUGCUACUUUAAUACUGUUUUAUAGUAUGUGUCCCAAUAAACUCUCCCAGGUGUUAAAUGAAAA